AUGGACACAACUAUGAAGGACAAGGACAAAGACACAAUCAUGAAGGACACGAUUAUGAAAGACACAAACGAUACUGCCAAACAAUGCGUUCGUCACACAAGUGUUUUGAAAGAAGCUGCAGCUGCUCCAAAAACUGCUAUCACCUUUACAGAAAUAUUAGAGAUUUCUUCAAAUGAAGGAUCUUUCGAAGAAUCAAAUAUUGGCGAUAAUGAUCAGGAGAGUGUUGACAGGAAACCUAUCAAUAAUUCAAAGCAUUCUAAAGCAGAUGACCUGAGUCCAGUUGACGGGUCUGUGGAUAGACGGGCAAUAAAAUCCUUCCCAAGAGUUCAAGGGGGGAAGAUCUCAAAGACAUCUCAGGAUGCAACAAGUGUCCCAAGCAUGGUUCUCUGUCGCCCAGAUUCGUCAAUCGUACCAACUAGACCAGAUCAACUUCAUCUUCCAAAACCUCAAUGCAAAAACGAUAAAUCAGGUCGAGGCCAAAUACCUGAAUAUUAUGGAUCAAGAGAAUUGAAACGAGCCCGGUAUUCUGACAGGAGCUUACGUUCGAAGGUCCGUCCAAAAUUCAAAGACAAGCCUCAUGGUCACUAUUCCCAGCAAAAGUCCGACCUCCCUUAUUUGCCCUUCAUACUUCAAAUAACAGUACUUCGAUCUUUGCAAACUGCAUUGGAGUCAAUGUGUUAUCGAUUCGUACAAAAGUGGCUUCCCGAUAUGCUGAAUGCGAAUACAUGGGAAUGUCCCGAGAAUGUAGAGCUGAACUUAUGGUGGGGUGCAAUGAGCGAGUGUCACAUACCAGUUGAAGCCAUUGGCCGUCAAGCACGUUUUUCUCUUGAUUCCCUCUUCCUACGGGUGAGCGGGAUACGCCAUCUUGCGGUACAUAGACUUACACAGGUCGCAAUCGAUAGUAUCAGGGCAAUGAUUGAAGAUGCUCUGGAAAUCGCACACAUAUUUCGAGAUGAUAUUUUCGUUCCAGAGUUCGAACUCUGGAAAGAGAAGCUCGAAUAUUGUUUGGAGAUUGAUCGGAAGGCAUCUGGUAAGCCAAUCAUGGUCCGUCGGCUCGAUGCCAUCAUAGCCAUGAAAGAGGACAAUGAGAUUUGGCAGGAUAAGCUCCAAAAAGAGAUUUUUGCGCUCACCGCGGAACUUGAGGGAAAAAAAGAGAAAGUCGCGCGACUACACCAAGAGUAUAAAGUCCUUGGGAUAAGUGAAACUGAUACCAUAGAACUUGCUAAAAAUGGCGGCAAACUCAGCGAUGAGGAAAUGAAACACCUUGGGGAUUUCAAAUCGCUUGAAAAAUCUUUUACGCUGAAUUUCGACAGGAAUGCACCUAAUCCUGAGCCAGCAGAAAACUUCUCGGGCGAGCUUAUUAUGUUGUCACAAGUCGGUUCGCCGCAUAGGCCGGGUAGAGGUGGUGGUCCCAUGGCGAACCGGGGUACUAGGCGUGAUAACAAUGCUAGGUUCAUGCGUGGAAACAGUAGGGGAGAUACGAAUGGACCCAUAAACGAUCGGUCUAGUAUCCACAAUCCCACUGUCUCUCACGGAACUGGUAUCAAUGGUCUGCCAUCGAAACCCAAAUCUAUUGCUAGGAAUGCUUAUGGUACCCCGAUGGCCAUAACUGACAACCCUGGUUUAGACCAAAAACCCGCCAGUGGUCCAGUCUCUACAUCGCAUACCGGACAGACAGUUCCUGCUGAAGCGAUCGUUGUUGAUCUUACGGAAGACGAUGAUGACGUUAUGGUUGAGUAGUGUUUGUUUUGGUGUAUAUUUUGUUGUAUAUUUUGUUGCGGGGGUUUAAUAAUGAAGUAUAUCAUGAGAGGGUUGGAGAGAGCGCUGUGACUUUAGUUUAUUAUCGUCAAGUCGAGAUUAUGUUACGUAGCAAUGCUAGACUCUGAAUACAAA
Botrytis porri is the source of this 1893-nucleotide messenger RNA. RefSeq lists its product as uncharacterized. The transcript is spliced from 3 exons. The record is from RefSeq and is a predicted model, not a curated record. Lineage: Eukaryota; Fungi; Ascomycota; Leotiomycetes; Helotiales; Sclerotiniaceae. The coding region runs from base 1 to 1740 and encodes 579 amino acids.